Molecule: messenger RNA, 1821 nt
Organism: Dovyalis caffra
Lineage: Eukaryota; Viridiplantae; Streptophyta; Magnoliopsida; Malpighiales; Salicaceae
Source: the annotation of a GenBank genome assembly
AUGGUAGCCGGUAAGGUAAGGCUGGCAAUGGGUUUGCAAAAAUCGCCAGCAAACAAAACUGAAACUCAUAAUAAUACACCACCACCACCAAAACCACCGCUUCCUUCUCCUAGCUCCGGCAAGGUUUCUUCUCAGAAGGCGGUUUUUUCACGCUCUUUCGGUGUGUACUUCCCUCGCUCCUCCGCUCAAGUUCAACCUCGUCCACCUGACGUAACCGAGCUUUUAAAACUCGUUGAGGAGCUUCGUGAACGUGAAUCUCUCUUAAAUACUGAACUUCUUGAGUUUAAACUGUUAAAAGAGAGCAUUUCCAUUGUUCCUGUUUUAGAAACUGAGAUUUCUAAUAAAAAUUUGGAGAUUGAGAAGGCAGCGAAGAAGAUAGAAUCUCUAGAGCGUGAAAACGAGAGCUUAAAAGCCGAGUUGAGUGAAGUGACAGUGAAAUUCGAAGAGGAGAGGAAAGAGGGUGAAAAGAAAGUUAAGGAGUUAGAAGCGGAAGUUGUAGAGAUGAAGAAAGCGGUGUCGGAUCGUGAGAAUGAAAUAGAGCUUUCUUCUUCACAAAGGUUUGAAGGGUUAAUGGAGGCCGCAACCAAAUCUAACUUGAUUAGAAGCUUGAAGAAAGGAGUCAAAUGUGCGGACAUUGUGAGUUCAUCGAGCCAGAAUCAAAAUGUAGAUCAUCAUUCGAAGAGAUUGGAAGAGAAUGUGGAAAUCGAGAAGCCGAGGCAUUCGAGGUGUAACUCGGAGGAACUCACUGAAUCAACUCUGUCCAGCCUCAGAUCUCGAGUUCCUAGGGUCCCUAAACCACCACCAAAACGAUCAUUGUCAUCGCCAGCAACAUCGUCAUCGUCAGUUUCACCCAGCGGUUCUGAUCAAUCAGUUUUAGGGCCACCUGCUCCCCCGCCGCCACCUCCGGUGGUCAAGAAGGUUGUUCCACCACCACCACCACCGCCUCCAAAGGGGAAGAGAGUUGGGACGGCGAAAGUGAGGAGAGUGCCGGAGGUGGUUGAGUUUUAUCACUCGUUAAUGAAAAGAGACUCGCGGCGGGAGGCCGGUGGAGUGGUUGAGCCUUUACCGGCAACGGCUAAUGCCCGGGAUAUGAUAGGGGAGAUAGAGAACAGGUCGACCCAUUUGUUAGCUAUAAAAACAGAUGUGGAAAUACAAGGAGAUUUUAUUAGGUUUUUGAUAAAAGAAGUUGAGAAUGCUGCAUUUACAAACAUUGAAGAUGUGAUCCCAUUCGUUAAAUGGCUGGACGAUGAGCUAUCUUAUCUGGUGGAUGAAAGAGCAGUGCUUAAACACUUUGAUUGGCCAGAGCAGAAGGCAGAUGCACUGCGCGAGGCUGCCUUUGGGUACUGUGAUUUCAAGAAGCUAGAAUCGGAAGCCUCGUUGUAUCGGGACGAUUCCCGCCAGCCAUGCGGUCCUGCUCUCAAGAAAAUGCAGGCUUUGCUUGAAAAAUUGGAGCAUGGCGUUUACAAUCUAUCAAAAAUGAGAGAAUCAGCAACCAUGAGAUACAAAGGUUUUCAAAUUCCAACGGAUUGGAUGCUUGAAACAGGAAUGGUUAGUCAGAUCAAGUUGGCAUCUGUGAAAUUAGCAAUGAAGUACAUGAAGAGAGUAUCUGCAGAACUUGAAACUGUCGGUGGGGGCCCUGAAGAAGAGGAGCUGAUAGUGCAAGGCGUUCGAUAUGCAUUCCGGGUACAUCAGUUUGCUGGAGGUUUUGACGUGGAAACAAUGAGGGCAUUCCAAGAGUUGAGAGAUAAAGCCAGAUCAUGUCAUGUACAAUGUCAGAACCAGCAGCAACAGAAACUUGUAUGCAGGUCUACAGCUUGUUAA